Messenger RNA from Mytilinidion resinicola, 1311 nucleotides. RefSeq lists its product as uncharacterized. The coding region runs from base 1 to 1311 and encodes 436 amino acids. Gene Ontology annotation, molecular function: protein binding. The transcript has a single exon. The record is from RefSeq and is a predicted model, not a curated record. Lineage: Eukaryota; Fungi; Ascomycota; Dothideomycetes; Mytilinidiales; Mytilinidiaceae.
AUGUUCCGCUCGGAGCACCUUCAACCUCCCCAUUCGUACGACGUACCUGUCCUCCCCUCCACAGCCCCCGGACGCCUCUCCAGCUACCUGCCCGACGAGAUCCUCCUAGAGAUCCUUUCCCACCUCCCGCAAACCCCGACAGGACAGGCCGAUAUCAACAGCUUCUGCCUCGUGUCUCGCCAGUGGUAUGAUGUCGGCAUCACCCGACUCUACGAGCGUCCUCACCUGAUCGGGUCUGGGUACUUGUGCUUCGUGCGCACAAUAUGUCCCUCGAUCCUGCCCCAUAUCCGGAAGAGCGAGCUUGCCAGCCUCGUCAAGACGUUGAACUUGCGUCACAUCGUUCACCAGGGCUCCAAAUCUAUCACUGCCAGACUACUUGCCCGUACCAAGGCGAGCCUUGAAGAGUUUGUCGCGCCGCAAGCUUCCUUCGCCGUCAACUGCUGGGCGUCUCUCUCCAAAUGCACCCAGCUCCGCUAUCUCGACCUCUCCCUCGUCUCUGAAGCCAUAUCUUACCAGGCUCUGGCUCGGACCGUGCGGUCUUUGCAUGAACUUACCGACCUGUUUCUACCCCGUUGCUCAGCCGAUUAUCAGGACGCUGCGCUUUCCAUGACGUGGCCACCGAAACUUCGCCACCUGCAACUCUCCGGAGGCAUCCACGGGAAGUUUAUGCAGGACUUGAAUAAGCAACCCGAAAAUUUCCCGCCGACUUUGACCCAGCUCAAUGUCUCGCACGCGCCUAAAGUCUGUGCUGCAGACUUAUUGGAGCUUCUAGGAAAUCUCUCCACGCCCCUUACCAAGCUCGAGAUUGUGAAUCUACCCCAGCUACGAGAGGGGUCGUUGAACGAAGUCUUGAACAUUUGCCCCAACCUCGUUGAGCUUGUCUUUGCUAUCGACUACAUUGACUUCGGCUUCGCCGCUAAUCUCCCCCAAAGCAAAGCCGCUGGCGGUCCAGAUUUAUGGAUGAAAUCCCACCCUCUCCAAAGACUAAAGAUCCUUACGUCGGGCGGUCACCACCCCGAAUCCGAUUUCUACUUCACCCCGGCCGAUCUCUGGGAUUAUGUUGACAAGCGAUGGCUCGGCAGGCUGCGCUAUGUUGUUGUGGCGGACAGCACGGCAUGGAACGAAGGCGAAUGGGCUCAGGAGAUGCAGUCUUUAUUCGAUGCUUUGGUCAAUCUGGACAAGGAGAACUUCAUUCACAAGAGAUGGCACUAUGCUCCAGAUAUCGGCAAAGGCUUGUCUUAUCUGAACUGGAGGAAAACUCAGAAAGGCGAUGAUAUGGCGCCUUCCUUGAGUAUGUUAAAGUGGAUAUAA